CGGGUGCAACUUUCAGGUGCGCUUCGCCCUCAGAGGUGAACAACUCCUAAAGUCGGUGCGAUGGAUUAUUUCUGAGAGUUAUUUUAUUAUUAAGAAAUUAAAACAUGUAGAGGCACCGUGCAGCACCGGAGAACAGGCCAAUAAGAGAGAGAGGAACGACUUACGGCAUUGUAGCUGAUAUCCAUUCGUCCACCUCCGUGACAGCAUCACUACCACCACUACAGCUGUAGGAAUCUGUCUCCGGUCCGCCCGUCGUCCCUCUCCUCUCUCCUGUCAUGUCGGUGUCCGUGAGCAACCCACUCCAGCGCCGGCGCUCUCUCGGCCCCGUCUCGCCGAAGCGCAUCUACAGGAACCUGUCCGUCAGACUCAGGGGCAGAGAGUCAUCUGUUGCCACGGCGAUGGACGUGUACAAACACCAGCGCAAGUCUGCAGAUGCUUACCAGACCUUGUGGGAGGCCGUGGAAAAUGAGGACACUUUGGCUGUGCAAAGCCUGCUGUCCAGAGACCACACCAACUGUGGAGUAGGAAGAGGAGGAGGAAGAGGAGGAGGAGGAAGAGGAGGAGGAGGAGGAGGAGGGGGAAGCUGCACAAGGGAACGAGGGGAGAAGAAAGAGAAGGACUGUGAUAGGGAGAAGGAGAAAGGGGUGAACAGGGUGAGCGAACAGGGCCUGGUCCCGCUGGACGUAGCUGCCCUUACCCACAAUUCACCUCUGCUCCAUGUGUUGACAAAGGCGGGGUCCAGACAUAACCCCGUUUUGUGCAGACCAGUAGAGUGGACCCUUAAGCUGGAUGCUCUGGUGACUCUGGCGGGCAAACAGGUGGAGGAGAGGAAGAACGAGCUGUCGAAGAAGGGCGGGGCGGGGCCUCAGGCACAGGCCGACGCCCACAGACACAUCCGCCUCUGGAGCCUCAGGCUGCAACUGUACUGCCGCAUGAGGCAGAACUUCCAAAACACGGAGCUCCCGGGGCCUCCCAGUCACGUGUCCAUACUGGUGACCAGCACGUCCUCUCUGUUUGUGUCAAUCAAAGAGCCAGAAGGUCCUGCCAUCGGGCUCAUCACCCGCCACAGAGUGGAGUGGAGCACCUCAGACAGCUUCAAGCGCAUCCUCGGCACAGCCCAGGUCUCAGAGACCAAGAACCCAUCCUACAGCAUCAAGGGACUCACAACAGGAACGCAUUACUUUGUGAGAGUGAGCUGCUACAACGUGAAGGGAUGGGGCCCGCCUCAGUGCUCCAGUCCGGUCAGCGCUGCCCCCUCCAGUUGGAGAGAGUGCGUCGCCGUGUCAGAGUUCAGGAAUCACGAGGGCCUUGUGAGGAAACUGCUGCAGGACGCCAGAGAACCACAUUACAGAGGGUUCUGCAAAGAGAGCUCCAAGCCCCAGAGUCCCAGCAAGCGGCUCUCUGUGUCUCAAGGCAUCAAACAACUGUUCCAGUCCGCCACCAAGUUUGUCCGUCUGCUCCAGAGGGGCGUGUACCUGGCGACUGUGUUCUACCACAAGGAAAACAUCCUGGUGACAGCCGAAGAUCAGAUCCCACUGGUGGAGAUCCAGUGCUGCUCCACCUCCAUCACCCAAGACUUCCUUUGGUUUGCCAAGUUGUCCUGUGCGUGGCAACAAGUGCCCUGGCUCCAGCAGGCCCUUACCUCAGCUCACUCGUCUUCCUCAUCCCUCCUUCAGAACAGGCACAACAUUCUAAGAGCCGUUUCCCAGCUGCAGUCUUCCCUGGGGACAAUGCACCUGGGCCAGCUGUACUACGAACCUCUGAAAGACCGGCAGGGCAACGUCCUCCUGGUGACUCUGAAGGAGUUCCCCAACCCUCCCGGCCCUCCAGACCCUCGGCUCCACUGGAUGCCCCUGGCCCGUCUGGAGAAGAACCGCAGCAGAACCCCUCGGCUGCCGGAGCCCACCGCCAUGGACAUGCUCUACGAGCAGCUGAAGGAGAAACUGUCCCUCCACCGGCACAGCAUUCAGUGCGCCAAGCCGGGUCUGUACGUUGGCAUCCUGAAACUCUGCAGCUCGGUGGAACAGAUCCGGGUCCUGGUGCCCCAGAGGCUGCCCAACGUGCUCUGCCACACACGGGUCCGGCACAACGCCCACGUCUCCAGAGAGGAGUGGGCGUGGCUCCAGAGUCAUGUUUACACCACAGCCAAUGGCAGCGUGCCCAACCUGUUGAGCGGCGAGGAGGAGAGCGCGAUGGAGAGCACCGGGCUGGCGGAGUUCAUCGUGUCCCUGAGAGCGGCCAUCGCACACCUCCUGGCAAAGCUCAACAUCCCCCUCUACAGGGCGUAUCAGUACGGAGUCUACACCCGGGAACUGCUGCAGUUUGGAGACAAGCUGUCCAUGCUGCUGCUGCUGCCCCCCAGUGAGGACUUCAGCUCCAACUACUGGCCUCUGGUGGGAACCAAGGAGCCGGGGCUCACCAUGCCCCUGCAGAUCUUUGAGCUGGUUCACUUCUGGACCUACGAACGCGACUUCCUUUCCCAGUACUGCCAGGCCUGGGUGAAGCUGGAGCUGGACUCUCAUCUGGCCCAGCAGGCUCUGCGGGAGGCGCUGGACAACAAUGAGGUGCAGGUGGCCCGAGAGCGCCUGAACCACAUCACGGAGCUUUCCCACCGUCUGGAUGUGGUGUGGAGGGACGCCCGCUGGAUUAUGGACUGUCUGCAGUGUGUUCGGUCCAAGCAGUGGGUCGGCGCGGUGCCUCUCGGCCUGGUGAUGGGAGGAGACCCGCCGCCAUGUCCUGAUGGCGAGGACGAGGAGGAGAGCUUGACGGCCAGACUGACGUGGCCCCAUCGCAUACAGGCACAGAGAGCCAUCAAAGAGUCUUUAGUUGCCGGGACUCCAUCAAACGUCGUAUCUGCCGAGGUCUCCGCUCACUCAGGAAUCAUGGUUGUCCCCGAAGAGGCCACGCUGUUAAUGGAGGGCGUUGCAAAGGGAGGAUACCCUGUAGACAUCACCGCCCAAUCAACUGUGGACUUUACAGGCCUCGACCCGUCAGAAUUAGGAUGUGCCAGCGCCUUAAUCGAAUCUGGACUAGACCCCGGUGCUGUCGUGCAGCUCGAAGUGGGGUACGCCGUUCUGGAAACACAGGAGUCCUACAGCGAAGAGCAGGACUUCCCUUCGAGCAUCACUGAGGUAAUCCGGCCAAUGGAGAUGGCGGAGUUGGUGGACAUCUUGCCUACGCUGAGUCUCAUUGAGGAGGAGACCCCCAGUGGCCCGUCCACACCGUCGGUACUGGAUAUGCUGGAGAGCUUUGGACUGGGGGUCGGCGAAAAAGAAACCUUCUUUGACUUUGAGAACUCAGCCGGUGGAGCGUCAGAGACUCACUGCGAGGGUACCGACACGCCUGCCUCAUAUGACACAGCGGAUGCCACGGGUGGUGACGUGCCGGUUUUGAGCUUGGAUUUCAAUCCAGGGGAUACAGAAACUCUGCAGGUUCCCCGCAAGGGAGCGAGCUUUCCGUUAAGAAACCAGGUGGAGUGGGACAGACCAGCUGACUGAUAUCAAAUCAAGCACCAGCAUUUCUUCGAGCCAGUAUCAAUUAAAAACCAAAUCAGUGGGUCGCAGCACAGUUCAUUUACGGACAGAGAAUCCUAGUUUGACUUUAAUGAGGACAAUUCAAGUGACAUCUAGAUACGACUGAAUCUUUCACACGUUUUAUGAUAUUUGCACAUUUCCAGUUCCUGAAGUUUGUCUUUUUGUGUGGAGAAACGAAAGUAUGGUAGUAAACUCCAUCCCUCACUACAGCAUGAAGCAACAUCGCAGCUUGAUGGAGCUCAUAAACUAAUUAUAGCACACACUUCAGUACAAUGGAAGUGCCGUCUAUAAAUAGCUGUGUUGUACUGAAUAUGUCGUUAAAUUGUUUCCUUUUGGUUUACUUGUGUGAGCUUCUGGCAUCACAAAACUGUAGCCUGAUUUAUAAUUCUGUAUAUUUGACGUGAACUGUUAGUUUGCCAGUUCUGAUGUCUAGAUUGAUAUCUAGAGAGAAAACGUGCAAUUCAGACAUGGAAGAGAUCUCUUCUUCCGUCUUUCACACAAAUGGUCCUCGACUACAAAAGCCUAUUCACAUCCGUCAUUCCCGUUAUUUGCCUUCUAUGUAGCAUACGUAUUGUUUCCUGGCUCUCAGUUGGUCAGGGAAAGUGCACAACAUUCAAAUUCACACAUUCAUGUCAGUUCUUCUUUUGCCACGGAUAUUUUGCCUGACGAUGUUUGCAUCUUUAUUUACUGGAUCUUUACCCCGUCUUGCAUCCAGUCAACCAGAGAUUGAGCUACGGCCAAGGAGACUGAACGUUUGGGAAAGAUUGGGAAGACCUUUUACUUGCAGCUCAGUGUCUUUUUUUAAAUGUAUUAUUGGCAGGAAUAAGAUAAAUACAUGAUGAAUGGUCAUAUAGGUAUACAACUGUUGUUAUAAACCCUAUUAAACAUGUCCUGUGACCAUGAA
Messenger RNA from Pseudoliparis swirei, 4437 nucleotides. RefSeq names its product ankyrin repeat and fibronectin type-III domain-containing protein 1-like. Gene Ontology annotation, cellular component: spindle. Lineage: Eukaryota; Metazoa; Chordata; Actinopteri; Perciformes; Liparidae. The transcript has 20 exons. Gene Ontology annotation, biological process: establishment of mitotic spindle orientation; regulation of establishment of bipolar cell polarity. The record is from RefSeq and is a predicted model, not a curated record. Bases 276 to 3497 code for a protein of 1073 amino acids. Gene Ontology annotation, molecular function: protein binding.